This is a messenger RNA of Malus domestica (apple), 1213 nucleotides long. Lineage: Eukaryota; Viridiplantae; Streptophyta; Magnoliopsida; Rosales; Rosaceae. The record is from RefSeq and is a predicted model, not a curated record.
UAUCUUAUUUUAUUCAGUUGCAUAUCUUGUAGUUCAUUCAAUUCCCUGUUUGGUUGCUGAGAAAAUACGACAAAGAGAAAACUUGGAUUUGAGAUCUUCCUGUUUGUGGAUUGCUUCUGUGGACUGCAAUAUUCAGUUCAACAAGUUCAUUUGAUUUAAUUAAAGCUCAGCUGAGAGGUACAAAGAUUUUCUCUGCAGAUUUUUUUUUCUCAGGAACUGAAUUUAGCUACAGGGGUGUGUAAUCUUUGUAGUUGAGCCAGUAUGAACGGAAACUACAGCAAUGCAAGUGCGAGUUCCAGCUCGAGUUUAGAUAGCAGCACUCACGGUACGGAGGAUGAUCAAACCAUUGCAAUCAUCUUGGGAGAAGAGGAAAAGCUGAAAUUUGAUGGCACGCUUGGGAAAAGACUGUGCCACUUAAAUUCGAUUCCGCACACUCCCCGGGUAAAUGGGGAGAUACCUGAUGUGAAUGAUGCAACCCAAGACCAUGAGCGCCUGUCAGCGAGGCUGGCAACAUAUGAUUUAUCUGAACUGCAGAUCAAGGGCGAUGGAAACUGUCAGUUUCGAGCAUUAGCAGAUCAAUUGUUUCGGAAUCCAGAAUACCACAAGCAUGUAAGAAAACAGGUGAUAAAGCAGCUAAAGCAUCACAAAAAACUUUACGAAGCUUAUGUCCCAAUGAAGUACAGUCGCUACCUGAUGAAGAUGAAAAAAACCGGGGAGUGGGGAGAUCAUCUUACACUACAGGCAGCUGCAGAUCGAUUCGGAGCCAAGAUUUGUUUAAUCACCUCUUUUCGGGACACUUGCUACAUCGAGAUUCUUCCUAAAGAUGGGAAUCAUGCGCGAGAGCUUUGGCUGAGCUUUUGGAGCGAAGUGCAUUAUAACUCCUUGUAUGCAAGUGCAGAUGUUCCGUCAAGAACUCCCCGAAAGAAGCAUUGGCUGUCAUUCUAGCGGUAUUUCAAACAGUCUUUGGUUUCAAAAUAUUCCAUAUACAAGUUACAUUAGCAAGUAUAUUAUGGUGAUGGGCAUUGUAACUUGGUGAAAACUAACAAGAAUUCAGAUCUUUCUUUUCGCCGGGAUGCCGGAAAUUAGACUUUAGAUAUCUGUAAAUAGAGCUUACAUGUUAAAAGGAUCACAUAAACGAACUAAGUCAACACUGAAAAAUUGGACUCCCCAUUUCAUUUGGAACGUAUUGCAAGUAAAAUGUGGUCUUAAGUCA